Messenger RNA from Ectocarpus siliculosus, 102 nucleotides. Lineage: Eukaryota; Phaeophyceae; Ectocarpales; Ectocarpaceae. The record is from the annotation of a GenBank genome assembly.
AUGAAGGAGAGGAGGAGAGGACCCUUCAGCAUGUGUCGGAGCAUCAUCGAGGAAAUCGACACUCAUCAAGAACAGGGUUUGCUGCCGAGGCACAAGCUCUGA